Coregonus clupeaformis (lake whitefish) is the source of this 1820-nucleotide messenger RNA. Its product is annotated as insulinoma-associated protein 1a-like. The record is from RefSeq and is a predicted model, not a curated record. Gene Ontology annotation, molecular function: RNA polymerase II cis-regulatory region sequence-specific DNA binding; DNA-binding transcription repressor activity, RNA polymerase II-specific. Gene Ontology annotation, biological process: negative regulation of transcription by RNA polymerase II; neuron differentiation; regulation of cell cycle process. Gene Ontology annotation, cellular component: nucleus; transcription repressor complex. The transcript has a single exon. NCBI's taxonomy places the organism in Eukaryota, Metazoa, Chordata, Actinopteri, Salmoniformes, Salmonidae. Bases 173 to 1423 code for a protein of 416 amino acids.
CCUUUAUAAAGACCGAGACAAACGACAGAGGGCCAGUGUGGACAGGUACCGCAGAGCGAAUAGGACGCAUUACGAUUACGCACGCCUCUUUCCAUUUCCUGGCCUCGACUUUAACAGCAACAACUUAUUGAGGUUGAUUAUAACGCGUCGUGUGUGUUUCCUGACAGUCACCAUGCCAAAGGGUUUCCUUAUAAAACGUUCUAAAAAGGCUGGUCCUGUUUCAUACAGGAUACGCGAGGAGGACUUGGCGCUGGACGCCAACUGUUCUCCGCUGGUCGAGAAUACCCCGGCUCAUGCACUGCCCUCGGUGUGCCACAACUUUAUCAGAGUUCUCAGCCCGGGUAUUUUCGGUGGAAUGCCAGAGUCUCACCGUGCGCCUUCACUGAGCCCGACCCGGCCUGACAGCGAGGGAUAUCAAUACACACCCGUGGACGCCGCUCAUCAAAUGUUAAGCUUUCUUUCUCCUGCUCCAUCAGAUACCUUUCCCGAGGCAAAUUUGGGAAGCUUCACCAUUGAUGGUUCCCCAGUGUCGCCGUCUCUUCCGGAGAUGACCACCAGACUGGACACCAUGUGCGGGAAUGCUAAAUCUGCAGCAAUGAAGCGGCCUGCCUCCUCCAACGCGAAAUCUCCCCAUACUAAUUAUAAAAAGCGCAAGUCCUCAAGCUCCCAAAACCAAGAGAAGAAGUCCAGCGUCCGGGAUGAGGUAACCACAUCUCCCGUCCUCGGAUUGCGCAUUACAGAGGAGGCAGAGGAUGAGGUGAAGCAGCGCUCCAACACCAGCAGUCCGCUUGGAGAAUUCAUCUGUCAGCUUUGCAAGGAGCGGUAUGCAGACCCUCUCACUUUGGCCUUCCACAAGUGCUCUCGCAUUGUCCGAGUCGAAUAUCGCUGCGACGAGUGUGACAAAGUUUUUAGUUGUCCUGCUAACCUGGCCUCCCACAGACGUUGGCACAAGCCAAAGGGUUUUCAAGUGGAGAGAGUCUUGUCACAGAGAGAGGAGAGCCGACCUGACACACCAACAGCCAGAGAGGCGCUCCCACCCUCCCCGCUACCCUCAGACUCGGGCUCUGAUGAAGAAAUUAUGUUCAGCUGCCCACAGUGCUCAAAGAAAUUCAGAAAACAAGCGUACCUGAGGAAACACUUGGCCUUGCACAAUAGGAAAGCAGCUAGUCAUCCCCAGAAUCAGUCUCCUUCGGCCAAAGUCUCCGACCAACAACACAUCAGCCCGCUCAAGUCCGGCCUAGAAACACCCGAGCCCUCCGCCAAAUACGCAGGGACUGAGUGCAUCACAAAGGUGACAGGAGAGGUGAUUCCGUGUCGAUUUUGUGGUGAUAAUUUCUUCUCCUCCCCUGGCCUCACCGGACACAUAAACAAAUAUCACCCAACGGAGAGCAGACAGGUCAUCGUUUUGUCUCAAACUAUUUAAUGACCUCAGACUGUUUGCUUCGGCAUUAUGACUGAAUUCCAUGUUUGGACAGAGUUCUUGUCAACAAUUGUGAAAUCAGAAAUGUUUCUCCUGAAUAGUAGGCUAUAGUUUUGUGUAAAUUAGUUUUGUUUUCUACAAAGUUAUAUUUAUCUAUCUAAUCAAUUAUUUAUUUGAUAUUUAUUUAUUUGUUUAUUUAAUCAUGUAUUUGUUUGUUUAUGUAUCUUCCCACAUUUGUAUUAAUCAUGUUGCUUUUGACUGUGAUGAUGUGCGUAAUGACAGAAAAGCAAUCACGCAUUGCUUCUAAUUACCGCUGACCAAAUUAAUGUGUCAUAUUUUUCGUUGAAACAAUAUUAUCAUGCCAACUUCUUCCUAAAAUAAUAAAGGGAGUAUAAAUCUA